This is a messenger RNA of Prosopis cineraria, 4704 nucleotides long. RefSeq names its product F-box protein At3g54460. Gene Ontology annotation, molecular function: zinc ion binding; protein binding; ATP-dependent chromatin remodeler activity. The coding region runs from base 147 to 4337 and encodes 1396 amino acids. NCBI's taxonomy places the organism in Eukaryota, Viridiplantae, Streptophyta, Magnoliopsida, Fabales, Fabaceae. The transcript is spliced from 9 exons. The record is from RefSeq and is a predicted model, not a curated record.
CCGCUGGCGUCAGAAAUUGGAAUUAGAUUCUUUCCGUGUUCUUCACCAAUCUCUGUGGAUGCGGCUCGAGGAUAACAUCCUCAGGCCUCAUAUUUUGUUCCUUAAUUAACUCAAUUUCGUAGGUACUGCAGGCUCGAGGUUCUGCAAUGGCCGAUUCCUUCUCCGACGACAAGCUUUGCGGCUUCCUACUUGCGGUUCUCGCUGUGACUCCCUCGCAGCCCGACCCGUGUUCCAGUUUAGCCUUCCAAGAGCGCUGCGACAUCUUCGCGGACUGUUCUAAUGCCGCCGGAUUUAGGUCCGGCAACGGCGUCGUUUUGAUUCCGGUGGAUUCGGCUGCGAAGCUGAAUGAAGGCGGGAACGCGUCUUCUUCUGAUUCAGCGCAGUGCAAAGUGGUGGGGAGGGAAUCUACGAUUGACUUCGGCUGCAUUAGUUAUAGUACGCCUCGGGGUUCGCGAAAGGGCAAUGUAAGAAGAAAAAAUUGGCUGGUUUCAGGGAGUGGUAGCUUGAGGAGGAAGAGGAUGACGAAGAUUGGGAUGGUGAAUGGGAGUGUUAGCGUGAUUCACCAGCUCCACGCUUUGGUUAGCAAAAAGUGCUUGAAGAUUGAUGCUCGAGUGGUUUUGGUUGAGCUUGGAGACUGUGGGGAGGCUAGAGCUGUGGUAUUGGUCGAUGUGUAUCUCCCAAUUGCAUUGUGGAGUGGCUGGCAGUUUCCAAAAUACGGGUCCACUGCUGGUGCUCUUUUUAGGCAUUUGAGGUGUGACUGGGAUGAGAGAAGAUCAAUUCUUUCUUGUUCAGACAAUAUUAGGAAGAUUCAGGGGGCCAGUAAGAGCAUUUGGAACCUUAGUGACUGUCAUGUAUUUGGGUGCAAACUCCACUACCAUGCAAGAGAUUCUUCAAAGAAUAGUCUAUUUGAACUCCAUGAAAUUUUUAAGAGCAUGCCUGGUGUAGGAAAAGACCGGAAGCCCGCUAAUUCCAGGAUAGUACCAUUGAAUGACUCUUGGAGAUCUGGAAUUUGGGAGUUAUCUGAUGACAUUUUAACAAAAAUUCUAGCUCCCCUAGACCCAAUGGACAUUGCUAGGGUUUCAGCAACUUGUCGCCAUUUGAGAUCCUUGGCUGCUUUAAUAAUGCCUUGUACAAAGUUAAAAUUGUUUCCUCACCAGCAGACAGCUGUUGAGUGGAUGUUGCAUCGGGAGCGAAAUGCUGAACGCUUGGCACAUCCUUUGUUUGUUUCUUUUUCAACAGAGGAUGGCUUUAUUUUCCAUGUAAAUACUGUAUCUGGUGAAAUAGUCACUGGGGAAGCUCCCUCCAUUAAAGAUUUUUGUGGCGGAAUGUUCUGUGAUGAGCCUGGUUUGGGUAAGACUGUAACUACUCUUUCUCUUGUAUUGAAGACACAAGGUUUGUUGGCAGAUCCACCGGAUGGAGCGAAGGUGGUUUGGUGUCACCAUAAUGGUAAUCUUAAAUGUGGUUAUUAUGAUGUUGUUGGUAGUUACAUAAUUGACAGUAGUAAUUUGGGGAAGAGGGACAUAUGCCAGGAUGCUAGGAAUAAUGAGCACCAUGAUCACUCCUCCAAACGAGCUAGAUUGAAGGUUCUUGUUGAGAGAACUAGUGGACUUAAUAAAUGUUCUUGGGAAGAAAAGAAAUCACCUGUGGGCGAAUACUCUGAGCAUCUAAUGGCUGCAAGUCGAUGCUCUUGGGGUGUGAGUUGCAUUAAGAAAAAUCUCUGUGCCACUUUUGAUGAGGAAGCUGGGCAUUCCCAAGAAAGAAAAGAUAGUUUAAACUCUUUGAAACUAGAACAUGCAGCAAAUGCUGAAACACAUGAAUUCGAAAAUAAGCCAGUUGAUACUUCAUAUGGAAAUGGAAAGGGCAGGGGACCUGAGAAGCCUACAGUGGAUUCUUCUGAAUGCAAUGACACUUGGAUUCAGUGUGAUGCUUGCCAGAAAUGGCGAAAGCUUGCAGAUGCCAGUAUGGCUAAUACUAAUGCAGCGUGGUUUUGUAGUAUGAACACUGAUCCUCUGUAUCAGAGUUGUGGCAUCCCAGAACAACCCUGUCAUAAUAGCUAUGAAAUAACUUAUUUACCAGGAUUUCAUGUGAAAGGUAGUGCAGCGGGUGAGAAGAAGAAUGUUUCAUUUUUCACUGGUGUACUUAAGGAGCAUUACACAAUGAUAAAUUCUGAGACAAAGAAAGCCCUGACUUGGUUGGCCAGACUUCCUCCUGACAAGCUUUCUGAAAUGGAAAUAAAUGGCAUAAGGGGUCCUGUUUUAAGCACCUGCACUGUGUCUAGCGGAUAUCUUAAUCCAUACCACAAGAUAUUUCAAGCAUUCGGUCUCAUUAAGAGAUUAGAGAAAGGUGUAAACAAGUGGUACUACCCUCGAAAUCUAAAUAACUUGGCUUUUGAUGUAACUGCCCUUGGCAUGGCUCUGCGUGAGCCGUUAGAUUCAUUUAGGCUAUACUUGUCAAGAGCAACCCUUAUAGUUGUUCCUGCUAACUUGGUUGAUCACUGGAAAACUCAAAUUGAAAAGCAUGUCAAACAUAGUCAACUGCGAGUUUUUGUUUGGAAUGAUACUUGGAGAUGGAAGCCAUCUGUGCAUAGUCUGGCAUGGGAUUAUGAUGUUGUCAUUACUACAUUUAGUCGACUGAGUGCAGAGUGGAGCCCACGUAAGAGAAGUGUUCUGAUGCAAGUCCAUUGGCUUAGGGUCAUAUUAGAUGAAGGGCACACUCUUGGCUCAAGCCUAAACUUAACAAACAAGUUGCAAAUGGCUAUUUCUUUGACAGCUUCAAAUCGUUGGAUACUAACAGGAACACCAACACCUAACACUCCUAAAAGUCAACUAUCACAUUUACAGCCAUUGCUAAGAUUCCUUCAUGAAGAAGCUUAUGGGCUGAAUCCAAAGGCAUGGGAGGUUGGCAUCCUUAAGCCAUUUGAGGCAGAGAUGGAAGAAGGAAGGUUUCGUCUGUUGCAUCUACUUCGUAACUGCAUGAUUAGUGCAAGGAAGAUAGACUUACAUAAUAUUCCCCCAUGUAUCAAGAAAGCUGUUUUUCUGGAUUUUACUGAGGAGCAUGCCAGAAGUUAUAAUGAAUUGGUAUUAACAGUUCGUCGUAAUAUAUUAAUGGCUGAUUGGAAUGACCCUUCACACAUUGAGAGUCUACUGAAUCCAAAACAAUGGAAAUUUAGGAGUGCAACUAUAAAAAAUGUUAGGCUGUCGUGCUGUGUAGCCGGACAUAUUAAAGUUACACAUGCUGGUGAAGAUAUUCAGGAAACAAUGGAUAUGUUAGUAGAAAGUGGUGUGGAUCCUGAUUCAGCUGAGUAUUCCUCCAUAAGAUAUAAUCUGCUUUGUGGUGGCCAGUGUGUCAGGUGCAAGGAAUGGUGCCGUCUUCCCUUCAUUACACCAUGUCGGCAUCUGUUGUGCCUUGACUGUGUCUCUUUAGACAGUAUGAAGUGUACUUAUCCUGGAUGUAAUAAAUUAUAUGAGAUGCAGCAUCCUGAUACACUAGCCCGCCCUGAAAAUCCUAGCCCAAAGUGGCCUGUGCCCAAAGAUCUUAUCGAGCUACAACCUUCAUAUAAACAGGAUGAUUGGGAUCCUGAUUGGCAAUCGACAUCUAGUAGCAAAGUGUCCUAUCUUAUCCAGAGAUUGAAAGCUUUGCAAGAAUCCAAUAAGGAGAAGGGAUGCUAUAAUAGCAAUGAUCAGGUUCUUGCUGAGAGCAGUCGCCCUCUGCUGAGGGGAGAUGUGAAAUCAUCAUUCCAGCAAUGCCCUCUAAGCACUGAGCCCAAUAAUAGGCCUGAGAAAGUUCUUAUAUUUUCUCAAUUUCUUGAGCAUAUUCAUGUCAUUGAACAGCAAUUGGCUAUUGCUGAUAUUAAAUAUUCUGGGAUGUAUAGUCCAAUGCCUUUAAGCAACAAGAAGAAGUCACUUGCCACAUUCCAGCAUGAUCGCAGUUGUAUGGCACUUGUGAUGGAUGGAAGUGCUGCAUUGGGUCUUGACUUGAGUUUUGUUACACACGUGUUUUUAAUGGAACCAAUCUGGGAUAGAAGCAUGGAGGAACAAGUAAUUAGUCGUGCUCACCGUAUGGGUGCUUGUCGUCCCAUUCAUGUGGAAACCUUAGCAAUGCGUGGUACAAUUGAAGAGCAAAUGCUAGAAUUUUUACAGGAUGCUGAUAGAAGUAGAAACUCCCCUAUUGAAGUUGUUGUCCAAUCUGAUGAUGGUAGAAAAUUCCCGGCUAAAGGUGUCAUACAAUUUGAAGAUGAAGGGGGACGGAGACGUUCUUUGCAUGAUUUUGCAGAAAAUAGUUAUCUACUGAAACUUAGAUUUGUGAACACCAAUCCUAAUGCCGUAGAAGGUGUCUGACUUGCCAUUGUUAAGAACUGACUUAUUUGAUUAAGCAUGAACAUCCUGCUCGCGGUUUGCUACACCUGCCAAUUGUUUAUCAGGCAUUUUUGGUUGCACAUAUUCAUUUUGAAUGUUACAAAGUGUUAAAGGUAAUUAGGAUGAUGAGAAUUGACGCAACUGGUGUUAAAGGGUGUCAUGCACUAUUCUUUUGUGGAGAACUAUGUGUCAAUUGUUACAUCAUUUUUUCCAGCUAAUGCCUGAUGAAGCAAUUAAGGGUUCUCUGCAUAUUCUUUUGUAAAUUGUCGUGUCUAGCUGUGUAAAGGUUGGAUCAGUCAACAUUCCCAUCUUGUUCGACUGGUUUCUUAAUGGGUGUUUCUUCUAUCAA